Astrephomene gubernaculifera is the source of this 1158-nucleotide messenger RNA. The record is from the annotation of a GenBank genome assembly. Lineage: Eukaryota; Viridiplantae; Chlorophyta; Chlorophyceae; Chlamydomonadales; Astrephomenaceae.
AUACAUUUUAGGCUUGCCCAGGGGAGUUCUAGCGGGUUUAGUCGGCAACGGGCGCGAUAGCUUGGAUGAGGUGCUCGCUACAAAAUAACGGCCCAGCGCGAACAGCGCAUUCACGCACCGGACGAGCGCUCCGCUCGGCGCUGCGCAUACAGUGCUCCAAGCCCGGACCAGCACCCGGCCCUGGCCCCGGCCCCGGCCCUGGCGGUGAUGGUAGCCCAGGCAAGCCGCCCGGGAAGCGCGGCAUGCGGCCUCUGGGCGGCUCGAGCAGCCGGAAGGCCAAGCAGCCGGGCACGUACGAGGUGCGGGUUGUGACACCGCCGCCGCGGUCGCUAGGGAUCUACGCGCUGCCGCCCAACACGCAGUGCGGCGAGGAGAUCGAUGUGGAGGGCGCUAGCUACGUGGUUACAACUGUCGUACUGCAGUACAAGUUACGUGGCGGGAAGUACGUGCGGGAUCACAACCGCCUGGAUGUUCAGCCCACGGGUCGUUGGCUUGUGAACCAGAUGUUGGAGGGGUUGAUUAAAGCGCGGUACAUGGGCCCCACAGGCAAACAGGACUAGGAGGGCUGGAGGGAGGGCGCGUGUGCCGGGGCGUAUGUGGAGUGGAGGGAGCACUGACUUGCACGGGCUGUGGAUGGGAGUGACGAGCGACGAGAGAAAUGGGAGUGACGAGCGACAGAGGAACGGGUAAGCAGGCCUGGGAGUGUCGUAUGCGAUGUAGGACUGGUGAGCUGGCUGGGAGCGUUGGAUGGUGGGUUGACCACUUGAGCGCAAUUCAUUAUGCAUUUUAUGAUAUCCAGCCCUCAUGGUGAAGUAUGGUCACACUCUGUGAGCGCAUGCAGUCGCUAGGUUGGGUACGGUAUCCGAUGAGGAGAGGUGCGGUGAGAUGUGCACAUGUGCGGUGGUGUGUUAAUGGAUUCCCCUCGCUGUAUCAUAACAUCGGUUGUCGGUCCAUCUAGGGCGUUGCGCAGCUGUUGCAUCUUGCAUGCGGCCUCUGGUCCCUCGGGGGGCGGAGAGGACGGGCUGGAUGCCUGGGGACCAAUAACCCGCGUAAGAACAACCCCAAGAUACCGCUAAGAGCGGAGUAAGAAAGCUUCCAGCAUGCAAGCCUGGAGCUCUCAGCGUCCGUAUGCGUAUGCUCAGGCACGAUGCAUGAGGG